Sorex fumeus (smoky shrew) is the source of this 897-nucleotide messenger RNA. RefSeq names its product putative vomeronasal receptor-like protein 4. Gene Ontology annotation, cellular component: membrane. The transcript has a single exon. Gene Ontology annotation, biological process: G protein-coupled receptor signaling pathway. Lineage: Eukaryota; Metazoa; Chordata; Mammalia; Eulipotyphla; Soricidae. The record is from RefSeq and is a predicted model, not a curated record. The coding region runs from base 1 to 897 and encodes 298 amino acids. Gene Ontology annotation, molecular function: pheromone receptor activity.
AUGAAGAUAAUUUGGGGUGAGAUUGCCCAGGGAAUCCUCUUUCUUUCUCUGCUUGGACAUGGAAUUGUCGCCAACGUGCUUGUAUUUGUAGGACAUUUAAGUACGUUAGUUAAGGGUCCUGAGAGAAAACCCGUAGACCUUCUCAUCAUCCAUCUGGUUUUUGCAAAUGCAAUCAUUAUUUGUACCAAAGGAAGCAAUGACCUAGCCACCAUCUUUCAUCUGGGGGAUUUCCUAGGGGAUCUUGGGUGCAAACUCGUGCUGUAUCUGGUCCGAGUGGCACGAGGCCUUUCCAUCUGCACCACCUGUCUGCUCUCCGUGCUCCAGGCCAUCACCCUCGGUCCCAGGAGCGCCUCCUGGCAAAAGCUCAAACCGCGAACCCCACGGCAAAUGCUCCCCUACCUCCUCCUGAUCUGGGUCAUUAAUUUCCUCAUAAGCUCCAACUUGCUCUUCUUGAUGACGUCAGCCUAUAGCAUGAACACAUCUGGAAUCAGUCCACUCAGUGGACAUUGCCACAUGCAAGAAACUGGGCCGGUAAUGCAAUGGCUCUUCGUGGCCCUCAUGGCUCUGCGGGACAUUUUCUUCCAGAGCCUCAUGGGCUGGAGCAGUGGGUACAUGGCUGUCCGUCUGUAUAAGCAUCAUCAACGCGCCCUUUCCCUUCGGAAGGCCAGGCUGCAAGGAAACCUCAGCCGGGAGUUGAGAGCCGCUCACAGUAUCCUCGUUCUCAUGACCUGUUUCCUUUUCUUUUACUGGUUAGAUUUUCUUUUCUCUUUUUUCAUUGCCUCCUCCUUGACCGUCAAUCCUGUCAUUUUGACUAUUAAAAUGUUUCUAACAAUUGGCUAUGCUAGUCUCAGCCCCUUGGUGUUGAUCAGCAGGAAUGCUUGUGUGGCUAAGGUCUGA